GGCAAAGAGGAGGUUUGGCACGGAGGUGUUACGAGAUGCCAGAGACUUCCUGUGAGAGAGGUGGCCAAGCUCAACCACAACAUGACAAGAUCAAACAGCUGAAGGAGCCCCGCCCUGCUACACCUCCUACUCCUCAGCCUCCUCAGCCUCCUCGUCAGACCAGGGACCCCUCAGGAAGUCAGAGUUCCAGUAUGGAAGGCAUAAAGCAGAAGCAGCAGAGACCAUCAGUGCUGCGUCAGCUUACCCAAACAGCUUCCAGACGACAACACGUGCAUCCAGAAAAUAGUGCAGCCGUCUUCAUUUGCAAGGAAGAGGUAGAUGCUGUCCGUCUACCCCAAUUUUCUUCACCACACAUGGGCUCCUCUUCCAAGCAAAGCCAUCUUUUCCUCCCCUUGAGCAGAGACGACCCAAAGCAGAGCUCCGUCCAGGCCAGGCUUCAUGAUGGCAUCCCUGAGGAGAGCAGUGCCUUGUUUGUGAGUGGCCUCUGUCGCUGGCCCGGCUGUGGCGUGAUGUCUGAAGAUUUCCCUAGUUUCUUAAAGCAUCUCCAUUCUGAACACAGUUAUGGGGACAGAAGCAUUGCUCAGUGGAAGGUCCAGCAAGAUAUUGUUCAGUGCAUGGAAAGUCAGCUCAUCCUGGAAAGACAGAAACUCAUUGCGAUGCAACUUCAUCUGCAUCUCUCUGAACACAAACACACUGAUUUGCCCCAGGUAACAGAUGGAGACAGAGUGCAACAAUGGGGCAUUAAACAUCUGGAGGAGUUGUCCCAGCAUGGCUACAGCAUGGCUGCUGGUUCUGCUCAUAUUCUCCCAGAUUUGGUCCCCAGUAUUGAAUGUUAUAAAUACAACAACAUCAGACCUCCAUACACCUACGCCUACUUGAUAAGAUGGUCUAUCCUGGAGUCUCUAGACAAACAGCGCACUCUGAAUGAGAUUUACAACUGGUUCACUACCAUGUUCUUCUACUUCAGACACAACACUGCUACCUGGAAGAAUGCAGUGCGGCACAACCUCAGCCUGCACAAGUGUUUCGUGCGGGUGGAGGGAGGAAAGGGAGCUGUGUGGACGGUGGAUGAAACCGAGUACCAGAGGAGGAAGGGACAGAAGUAUCACAGGGACUGUCCUGUGAAGUGGCUCACCUCCUACCCCCGUUACUGUCCAGAGGACCCCUGAACACCAGCAGGUGGAAGCACUGAGCUGAGUCCCAUUCACAUGGAGAGGUGUACAGAACUGCAUGAAGAAUUAUUGAAAUGCCUGUUUUUGUUUUGAUUUAUUUUCGAAUGCCUUGUUGAACACUUCUGUGACGUUUGUUACAUCAAGAUGUUUUGUACACAUAUGUGUA
Anarrhichthys ocellatus (wolf-eel) is the source of this 1338-nucleotide messenger RNA. It is a transcript of the gene foxp3b, whose product is annotated as forkhead box P3b. Gene Ontology annotation, cellular component: nucleus. The transcript is spliced from 12 exons. Gene Ontology annotation, biological process: regulation of transcription by RNA polymerase II. The record is from RefSeq and is a predicted model, not a curated record. NCBI's taxonomy places the organism in Eukaryota, Metazoa, Chordata, Actinopteri, Perciformes, Anarhichadidae. Gene Ontology annotation, molecular function: DNA-binding transcription repressor activity, RNA polymerase II-specific; RNA polymerase II cis-regulatory region sequence-specific DNA binding. Bases 36 to 1169 code for a protein of 377 amino acids.